Messenger RNA from Gastrolobium bilobum, 686 nucleotides. Its product is annotated as small RNA-binding protein 11, chloroplastic-like. Bases 72 to 440 code for a protein of 122 amino acids. Gene Ontology annotation, molecular function: RNA binding. The record is from RefSeq and is a predicted model, not a curated record. The transcript has 4 exons. Lineage: Eukaryota; Viridiplantae; Streptophyta; Magnoliopsida; Fabales; Fabaceae.
UGAAAAACAAAUUAAAAUUUUCCCAAAUUAGGGCAUAUAAAUUUCUUUGCUUUGUAAAUUAGUCGAGAACUAUGCUCCAUUCGACCAUUCCCCAACUUCACAUGGCAUCUCUGCUAGAAAUUUUCCGUCGCUCAAAAUCCCAUGCUUCUCUUUCUCAACUCCUCUUCCUUCGAAGAAUGACUUGCAAGGUUUUUGUUAAAGGUUUAGCAUUUUCUACUACAGAAGACAAAUUAGCCGAAGCUUUUUCUCAAUACGGCAGGGUCCUGAAAGCUGAUAUAAUACUGAAUAAAGCCAAGAAUAGACCCAAAGGUUUUGGAUAUGUGACUUUUUCUAAGGAGGAAGAAGCCCGUAAGGCACAGAUGAGCAUGAAUAGAAAGAUAUUACAUGGGCGUGUGUUGUAUGUUGACAUGCAACCACCUAACAAGCAAUUUUUUGAGUAGGCAACUGAUGGUUGAUACUCAAUGAAGAUAUGCAUUAGGUAUAGUCAGACCCUAAAGGGCAGACAGCACCUUGACCUUGGGAAGGAAGGAGCCGCAUGUCCUCUAGGCGUUUCCUAAUAUGCAUAUAUAUUUAGAUCGACCAAUGAAUAUAUAUGCAUGCUGCUAGACAUAUAAUUGUUUGUCGCUCGGUGAAUUCAUAUUCAUUUUCGCACUUGAGUUCAAUUUCUUUUCUUCUUCUUUUUCUUA